Molecule: messenger RNA, 228 nt
Organism: Sphenostylis stenocarpa
Lineage: Eukaryota; Viridiplantae; Streptophyta; Magnoliopsida; Fabales; Fabaceae
Source: the annotation of a GenBank genome assembly
AUGUUUGUGGGUCUAAACCACACAACAAUGAGUGAAACUCAGAGUCAAGACGAUGAAGGAUCAAAACCACUGUAUGGAGCUUCUAGUUCGGCCACUGGGUCUGGAACAGCGACCUUCGUGAGGGGCACCAAACCCAUCAAGCUUCCAAAGAGGGGUGGUGUGAUGAAACAGAUUCUGAAUGACGUCAGUGCCACGUGGAGAUCUCCGUCCCCUGAACCUGCUGUAUAA